UCGCCUGCGAGGGCGUGGGUGCGGAUAAGAGGCGCAGCCCGGCUACGAGUUUGCCACACACGGUGCUAUGGCGGCUCUUGUGGCGGCCCUGUGGGCGCUGCUUGUGCAGCUCUACAGACAUGGACUCGGCAUGUGGCUCGACAAAGGGCUUGGCCACCUCCUUAGGUACCUGCUUGCCGUUGCCCGCAUCACUUACCUGCAGAACAGGAAAGAACGAAGGUUUUGUUUUCAGCAUCCAGAGAGGCACGACGACAUCGUCAGCAACGGCGCCAUCUGCGCGCCGGAGGAGUGGGCGCAGGAAUGCCCACGCCACGCAAAACACCUGGAAAAGUUGGAGGACAGCCUGUUGCUUUACGGCGUGAACUGCGAUGGCGACCGCCUGGUGCUUAAUGUGUCGCGUCUCAAGAACCGCGUGGCCCACCUGUGGCUGGCGCUGUACACAGACGCCGAUGGGGCACGCUACUCACUGCCGGCCACCUUCACUUUGGACCGCAGCGAGGGUGCCUGCUUCGCCGCCGCCGGCCUUCGGCUCCAGUGUCUGGCGCCCAACCGUCGGUGGCGAGUCGCAUUCAACGGACUCCUCAGGAAACAUGAAAAGAGCGGCAGUGCAAGUUCGGUGGAAAGUGAAGUUCAUGUCAAGUUUGGCUUUAUCUGGUCAACAGUGUCACACACUCUUGAGCAGCCUGCCGAAACAGCUUCUUCUCUGCUGGCUGAAAGCCUGGCCAGAAUGCCUAUGGUUGACAUGCUCUGCGAAAUCGACAGAUUCAUAACUGAAAUGGACAGCUAUGACCAGGCAGGUAUGAUGACCGGUCAGGUGACACUGGAAGACCGAGCAAGAGAAGUCCACCUCUGGGGCUACAAGGUCCGAACACGAGGUUGCGUCGUUGACAGACCGCAUGUCGAGGAUCACCACUUUGGAUUCCUAGAGGAUGGCAAUUUUUUCCACUUGGUUCACUCGAAUGCUUAUGGAGGCAGGAAUGGUGUAUAUUUUGGAUCCCUAUACGCACCCUCGUCCAUCAUGCGGCCCAUCGAUUACAGCCUGGUUAGGACUGACGAUGUCGCGGUGGCAGUGCGUGCACGACUCUACAUUGGGAGCGGCCCGGUUUGUGUGCCUGUUCUAGCAAACUAUCACGUUCCGUCUCUGGUCUUCGCGAGUGAAGAUGCCUCCUGUGAAGUUCACGUAACCGAAGCUGAUUUGGAAUGCGAAGAAAACAAGGGACGUGGAUUUGCAGUUACAUUGAAGCGGCACGGACCCACAACGUACCGCAUUGCAGAUCAUUUCAAGCACAAACUUGUUCAAGAAUUCCAAGUGCCUGAUACACCCCCGCUUGUCUCCGACAUAAGGGACGCGUGCAGCAAGCGUCCAGAGCUUACCGGUGGCAAGGGGUCGUCCCUCGCGGUGCUCCAGUCGAUCGCCAGCCAGCUGCGGACAUUUUCAGUUCCUCGUGGUUUCGUGGUAACUACCGCGUCUUACAAGAUUCUGGCCUCGUCUGAAGAGUUCCAAGUCCUUGUACAGCAAAUAGAACGCUCGAGAGUCAGGGAUGACAGUGCGUCCGUCCUAAAAGAUGUUUGCAACAAGGUGGUCGCUGCCAUCGAAAAAUUGAUAAUCCCCGCAGAAGUUGAGGAUGAGAUAUUCCGGUGUUUAAGCAAAUUUGAAGCAGACACAAGAUUUGCCGUCCGGUCAUCAGCACUGGGCGAGGACUCCGAGGAUAUGUCAGCUGCCGGGCAAAUGACAACGUUACUUGGAGUUAGAGCAGCGAAGAAAGUAGCUGAAGCUGUGAUGAAAUGCUGGGCGUCACAGUUCAGUUUCACAAACGUGAACUACAAAAAGCAAUACGGCCAACUACUAAACGUGCCCAUGGCGGUCGUCAUCCAAGAAAUGGUAGACGCGAGCGCGGCUGGAGUGAUGUUCACCUGCGAUGCGGUUUCUGGAAAUCCAGAGUUUAUUACGGUGACGGCUAAUUAUGGACUUGGAGAGUCGGUGGUGUCCGCCUCGGCUGAACCGGACACCUUCGUCCUCAAGAAGACCGGAACAGUGCGGCCCUUCAUCGAAUCAAAACAGCUCGGCCACAAGUCGGUCUACACUACCGUGUCUGAAGGUGAUGGCGUUGUAAUGUUACCUGUGGCUGAAGGCCGAUCACAAGCGGCUUGCAUGUCAGACGAAGAAGUGGAAACGUUGGCUUACAUUGGCACGCAGAUCGAGAAAACAUAUACUACGCCUCAAGAUAUCGAGUGGGCAAUCUGCGAAGGAAAGUUUUUCAUGCUCCAGUGCAGACCAGUCACAACGUUCUUUAGGGAGUCUGACUGCGAGAUGAUGCACGAAUUUGACAAUGGCCUCAAGUCCGAGAAGGAAGUCUUGAGCAAGGCUAACAUGUCGGAAGUGCUACCCGGAGCAACGUCCCCUUUGAGCCUGUCGUUCAUCCGCGUCGCCUUCGACGCCUACUGCAGGGAACUGGGCACUAAGCUGGCGCUCAUGUACAGUCCAGACCCCACCCAGUACGUCCCUUUGUGGAUGCUGCAGCAGCGCUAUAACUACUUCCUCUGGAUGACCGAUGGAACGAGAAGCGCUGGCCAAGCUGCCACGCUCCUCGACAAAGCUGUGAUGUUCAGCACACUAGGACGAGAUGCAAGCGAUGAAGUCAACGCUGGCGUGCAGAGAACUCGCUUCUCCGACAAGACCAAGCUGCCUUUACAGAUAUACCAUGCUCUAAAGCUGCUGUUCACUGUCGACAAGGGUCUCGAAAAAGUCGCCUCUAAUGCAACCAAUCUGCGCCUUUCGGUAGACGGAAUGACAACUGCAACGCAGAUGUACAACUACCUCGGCUGCAACCUUCAUCACCUUCGAGAACCAACAUCAAUUCAGGUUGGCGCCUUCGCUUCUUCAUCGAUCUACAACCUUAUUAUUCUACAAGUACUUGGCACUGCCAACGGAGAACUUAACAUGCAGGUCUUCUCCGAAUUGUCCAAGAUACUACUCGGUGGAGACGUAGAGAGCGCUGAAGUGCCAAGGAUGAUACAGGAGCUGGGCUCGUUGCUGAGAGAGUCGCCGGACAAGACCCACUUCCUCAACAUGAGUGUUGAGGAAGCAUCAGAGUGGCUAUCAACAGCAGAAAACGAGUGUGGUGAAGCGUUUCGGGAAUUCAUCAAGAAGCAUGGCCAUCGCACAGUCAAAGAGUUCGACGUGUACACCAAGCCAUGGUCGUUGGAUCCUUCCUCGCUGGUGAAGUCCUUGAAGACUGCCGCAAGCGCACCCGAGACCGACAAGAGACCGCCGUCUACACCUUGGGAUCCUUCAAAACUUCCUUACAAACUCACAACGCUGCAAAGGCUCAUAUUGAAGCUUGUAAUACCGAAAGCUCGGGGAGCAGUUGCAGCACGAGAGACAGCGAAGUCUGCUGUUGUGCGCACCAUCCACCAGAUGCGCCUCGUGUGCCAGCAGCUGGCGCAGCGCAUGGUGCGCGAGGGACGACUGCCCAGUGCCGAUCUGCUUUUCUUCCUCACCUUCGAAGAGAUUGGCCUGCUGCUGAACUCCAGGGCUGCAGAGCUCGUCCUUCGGGCCCAGAGGCGCCAGCGUAUCUACGCAGAAAUUGACAAGGACACGUACCCGAGCGUCUUCGUGGGCAUCCCAAAGCCGAUCACAAGAGCCAAAAAGUAUGUGAAAGGAGACUUUGAAAUUAAAGGAAGUCCCAUGUCGCAGGGCGUGGUGGAAGGCAAAGCACGUGUGGCGCCCACUUUCGAUGAAGCGCAUCUCAUCCAGAAAGGUGAAAUCCUAGUUACGACUGCGACAGACACCGGUUGGACUCCGUACUUCCCUCUGUUGGCUGGAGUUGUGACCGAGAUUGGCGGUCCUCUGUCUCACGGUGCCGUUGUGGCCCGCGAGUACGGCUUGCCUUGCAUCGUCGGCAUCGAAGGAAUAACCACGAUGAUCGCCACUGGUGAUUUUCUUCAGCUGGAUGGAAACACGGGUGUUCUGAGAAAAAUUUCACUUCCCCCUAUCCAUGAUGACUGAUGUCACCGGCAGAAGAGCGGCAAAAAUAUUAUUCUUUGUUACGCAUAUUAAGGACGAUAGUCUUUCAUGGGCUACCUAAACGUGAAAAA
Messenger RNA from Dermacentor silvarum, 4098 nucleotides. Its product is annotated as putative phosphoenolpyruvate synthase. NCBI's taxonomy places the organism in Eukaryota, Metazoa, Arthropoda, Arachnida, Ixodida, Ixodidae. Gene Ontology annotation, molecular function: ATP binding; kinase activity. Bases 68 to 4009 code for a protein of 1313 amino acids. The transcript is spliced from 40 exons. The record is from RefSeq and is a predicted model, not a curated record. Gene Ontology annotation, biological process: phosphorylation.